AUGAACUUGCCUGACUUUUUGAACAAUAAUGAUAACAUCAGUCUGCCGAAGGCAACCAAUUCCAGACCCUACCUGAACCAUUUUGCUUUCGAUCAAAAUUAUCAGAAUGGUCAGAAUGGUCAGCAUGGUCAGAAUGGUCAGAAUGGUCAGAAUGGCAUUAUAGGCGACAGUCAAACAAACAACAACAACAAUAAUAACAACGGUAACGGUGCCAACAACGGCAACAGCAACAGCAACAACAGAAAUAGCGUCACUAGUAAUGGGUUUGGCUCGUCGGAAAUUGCAGCAUCUGGACAGGGGCUUGGACCAUCUGCUCCUGAUAGCCCAUUAAGCCAAUCAAAUUUUAAUGAUAUAUUAUUCAGUAAGCUCUCUGAUCUCAAUGGAGACUCACCGUUAAAUUUAUCUGGCUACUACCACUAUAAUACCAACUCCACUGCUGCUGGUAAUACCUUUAAUUUACCAAAAGAGUUACAAGGCGGGGUAUCAACCAUUUCAUCUAGAAGACCAAGCUAUGCUGCAGAAUCUUUUACAAGAAACUCAUUCCUCGAAGGCAAUAGUGUUCAACAAAAUCAUUAUCAGUCAAAUAACCAUCCAGAAACACAAUUGGGUGCUUUCUCUGCAAACCAUUUCAAUAACGGUGGCAGAGACCUCUCGGCUUUUGCAAUGAUGAAUAGCUAUCAACAAUCCAGAAACAACAAUUUCAACGAUAAUUUUGAUCGCAACAACUUUAACAAUAAUAACUUUAACAAUGACAGUGGAUUCAGUCUCCAAUACUCCUUUGCAGAUUUGAAUUUAGGAACCACGUCAAAGUUUAGCGAGUUCCAAUCAAGAAGACCAAGCCAAUUGGUUGAUCUCCCAUACGGUUCGCCAUUUAACUUACCUGUCAAUCUCACUCAACAGCAGCAACCUACACAAAUCGUUGGUAGUAACAACAAUAAUGUCAACAACAUCAAUAACAAUAACAACAUCGACAACAACAACGACAACAACAACAACAACAACAACAACAACCAAAACAACCAAAACAACAACAAGAACCAAAACAAAAACAAAAACAAAAACAACAAUAUCAACGCAAACAAUACAUUUGUACCAUUUCAAGAGAAUUUUUCAACACAAGCUUCAAGUUAUGCCUCGCACCAACCUGUACAACAUGUGAUCAACACUCCCUUUUUAAGUAAUCAUCGCCAUCAACAACAGCAACAGCAACAACAGAAACAGAAACAGCAACAUGGACGUCAAAGGUUACAACCACAGUAUUCCUCAAAACACCCAUUUUUCGGUGGCAACGAAUUAUCUCAACUAGGACAACAGGUUCAAUCACCACACUCUUCCCAACCAAUGCAAUUGGAGAAUGGGCUUUUACUCAAAGAUCAAUAUAUUGUUGCAUCUCAAGAAUUGAAAGAGUUGUUUUCCAAAUCUACAAAGUAUUUCCAAGACCCCAAGCUUUCGUCUCAAGUAUGCAAAAAAAUCCAGGCAUUAUUAACAAACCCAAUUGUUGUCAAAUUAAUCACAUUCAUCAAGAAUCUAAACAAUCUUACAUUCAACCACAAGAUUUUGUGCUUGGUAAUUAACAAGAAUGGGAAAUUUGACUUGUUGUCGUACCCAACAAACUCAAACAUCUUUUUACAAAAAGACGACUUGGUAAUUGUUGAUGGAGAUCGUGGUAAGGAUAUGGUGAUGAUUGUUGAACCGUUGGUUAAUCUCAAUUUUGCCAUUCUUUUCAAUUUUUUGAAAAAAUUAGAACAUCUCAAGAGCUUGACUAUUAAUGACACAGCUAGUAGCAAAGUCCAUGGUGGUACACACUCUACUGCAGUUAAUGCGUCAACGAUUAUCAACUCUCACCUGAAUGAGGAUAAUGAAUUCAUCAUCACUUUACCUACAAAACAAGUAUUGCGGUUUGCCACACCAAAAGAAGUUCACAAAAUCAGUGGCAAAUUCUUGGAAGAGAAGAAGGCAUUCACGACAUGUUACAACAAGAUCAAAGAGCUACACCUCGAGUCUGAUUUAACGUUGAUUAAUGUGGAGUACCAAUGCGAUUUUAAAAAAUUGAUUUUCUACUAUUUUGCUAAUUUCAAAAGGAUUGAUUUUCGUGGGUUGAUUAAAGAACUUUUCAAAAUUUACAAAACUAGGAUAUGGCUCUGUGCUGUUUUGCCAUUUGAUAGACCUGAAUUAUAUAUUACUUUAGAUGCCAAGGAUGCUGGCCAUCUGGCAAUUAUAGAUGCAUCUGCCAACGAAAAUAAUGUUUACAAUGAACUCAAUACCAACAACAAAUUUAAGGAUGAGAACAAUGCCGAUGCAGCAAAAGACACUGGGUUGUUACCCCUCGAGUACGAGUUGAGUAACGAACAGAUUUUGAAUUUUUCAAUUACAGAGUUUGACCAUUUACCAAGACCAAACUAUUUCCAUCUGAUCAAUGUGUUGAACUUGAUUCAACAUUUGAGCAAUGAAUUAAACGGACCAUUCUAUGGUUUUAACACUAAAAGCAACAAGUGA
This is a messenger RNA of Lodderomyces elongisporus, 2496 nucleotides long. RefSeq names its product Psp1p (gene PSP1). The coding region runs from base 1 to 2496 and encodes 831 amino acids. The record is from RefSeq and is a predicted model, not a curated record. NCBI's taxonomy places the organism in Eukaryota, Fungi, Ascomycota, Pichiomycetes, Serinales, Debaryomycetaceae. The transcript has a single exon. Gene Ontology annotation, cellular component: cytoplasm.